Molecule: messenger RNA, 903 nt
Organism: Rotaria sp. Silwood1
Lineage: Eukaryota; Metazoa; Rotifera; Eurotatoria; Philodinida; Philodinidae
Source: the annotation of a GenBank genome assembly
AUGAACGAAUUUCUAAAUAUUUUCUUUCAAAUUAUCCUUUAUAUUGGUAUCAUCGCAUUAAUUGCUUAUUUUAUAUAUCCUCUACAUGAUAAUAUUGAGAAUUAUUUCAAAAAUAAAGUUGUUUGGAUAACUGGUGCAUCGUCAGGUAUUGGUCGUGAAUUAGCAAAAGAAUUAGUUCGUCUUUCACCGUCUACUCGUCUUGUUUUAUCAGCAAGACGUGAAGAAGAAUUACGUUUACUUGCUGCUGAACUUCAACUUGAUGCAGAUCAUUGUCUUGUUUUACCACUUGAUCUUGAAACACAUGAGUGUGGUUUUCAAUCAAAAGUUGAUAUUGUUCUUGAUCGAUUCGAUCAUAUUGAUGUUUUAAUUAAUAAUGCUGGUGUGUCACAACGAAGUUUAAUCAAAGAAACAAAAUACAUAGUUGAUACACGACUAAUGAGUAUUAAUUUUUUGGGUACAGUUACAUUAAGUAAAGCUGUACUAUUGCAUUUUAUUCAACGUCAAAAAGGUCAUUUUGUUGUCGUUACAUCAGUAGCUGGUUAUGCUGCUACAGCAUUACGUUCGUCAUAUGCUGCUUCUAAACAUGCUUUACAUGCGUUUUUUGACUCUCUUCGAUUGGAACAUGCUAAAGAUCAUAUAGAUGUAACAAUAGCAUGCCCAGGUUUUGUUAAAACAGAUAUUUCAUUAAAUGCUUUCGAAGGUUCUGGACAAUUACAUAAAAAGAUGGAUCCAAAAACUGAAAAAGGAACAGAUCCAACUGUAUGUGCGUAUGAUAUACUUUGUGGUAUUGCUGCGAGGAAACAUGAAAUCUAUGUUGGUCAUUUAGCAGUUGUUGUGGUUUAUAUACGUCGUUUAUUUCCUCAAUUACUCUAUAGAAUAUUAUUACGUACUGAGUCAGCUUAA